Messenger RNA from Moesziomyces antarcticus, 2571 nucleotides. RefSeq names its product tryptophan synthase. Gene Ontology annotation, biological process: L-tryptophan biosynthetic process. NCBI's taxonomy places the organism in Eukaryota, Fungi, Basidiomycota, Ustilaginomycetes, Ustilaginales, Ustilaginaceae. The record is from RefSeq and is a predicted model, not a curated record. The transcript has 2 exons. Gene Ontology annotation, cellular component: cytoplasm. The coding region runs from base 1 to 2571 and encodes 856 amino acids. Gene Ontology annotation, molecular function: tryptophan synthase activity.
AUGGUACAGCGCACGACAGCUGUGGUGGGACUGCUUGACUCGACCCUGCCUGUCGGGCAAUUCUCGAAAUCCAACACACUCUGCUCGCCACCGCCAGAAGAAGAGGCCAACCGCCGCCGCUUUCCCACAGCCCAACCGCAGUCCCACACUCCUCUUCGCUUCACUACUCUUCUUCUCAACCACCGUUCACCGUCCACUUUCAUCACCAACAUCCGUGCAACAUCCUCGUCACCUCGUCCAUUUGCGGUGACUCGUCCUUGCCUCAUCAUCUCGUCGCGUGCCGCCCCACGCCUCUUGUCUGCAGCGUUCACGCUUGCCCGUAUAUCUACACGCCCGCUGUCCGUCCUUACCUCGUCGACAGCUCGCGUCCCCAUUCGCAACUUCUCCAUCACCCCUCGCCUCGGCCUUCCGCACACCAUGACCGACCAGAUCAAAGCCACCUUCGCCGCCAAGGCCGCCAAGAACGAGGCCGUCUUCGUCAGCUUCGUCACCGCCGGCUUCCCCACCAAGCACGACACCGUCGAUGUCCUCCUCGCCCUCGAGCAGGGCGGCGCAGACGUCAUCGAGCUCGGCGUUCCCUUCUCCGAUCCCCAGGCUGACGGCCCCGCCAUCCAGGAGAGCAACCAGGUCGCAUUGGAGCAGGGCGUCGGCUACACCCAGUGCCUCGACUAUGUCCGUCAGGCACGCGCCAAGGGCCUCAAGGCUCCCGUUCUGUUCAUGGGCUACUACAACCCCACGCUCGCCUACGGAGAGGACAAGGCGGUACAGGAUGCCAAGGCCGCCGGUGCCAACGGCUUCAUCAUCGUCGACCUGCCUCCCGAGGAGGCCGUCGACUUCCGAGGCGCCUGCACCAAGUACGGCCUCUCGUACGUGCCGCUCAUCGCCCCUUCCACCUCGACCGAGCGCAUCAAGCACCUCGCCUCGCUCGCAGACUCGUUCAUCUACGUCGUCUCCAAGAUGGGCACCACCGGUGCCACCACCACCGUCUCCACCUCCUUGCCCGACCUCAUCUCCCGCAUUCGCAGCAUCACCCCCAUCCCGCUCGCCGUCGGCUUCGGCGUGUCCACACGAGACCACUUUGUCGAGGUCGGCGAGCAUGCCGACGGCGUCGUCAUCGGAAGCAAGAUCGUCGCCAAGCUCAAGGACGCGCCCGCAAACACCGCCGCGCGUGUCGAGGCGGUGCGUGCCUACUGCGCCGAGAUCACCGGCAAGAACGAGGGCGGCAUCCAGCGCAAGCAGCCGCUCAACAUCAAGCAGGUCAUGGACCAGCCCGACUCGGUCCCCGUGCCCAAGGUCGACGCCGUCGUCCCCGCAGACAGGCCACCCGUGCCUGGCCUCGACACCAUCGUCGAUGCCGAGGGCAAGGUGCGUCCGCCGCGUUUCGGCAAGUUCGGCGGUCAGUACAUCCCCGAGGCGCUCUUCGACGCCCACCAGGAGCUCGAGAAGGCCUACCUCACUGCGCUCGAGGACCCCGAGUUCUGGAAGGAGUUCGAGAGCUACUACGAGUACAUUGGCCGCCCCAGCGAGCUCUACCCCGCCGACCGCAUGACCAAGGCCGCCGGCGGUGCGCAGAUCUGGUUCAAGAGGGAGGACCUCAACCACACCGGCUCGCACAAGAUCAACAACGCCGUCGGCCAGAUCCUGCUCGCUCGCAGACUCGGCAAGACCAGAAUCAUCGCCGAGACCGGUGCGGGUCAGCACGGUGUGGCCACCGCCACCGCGUGUGCCAAGUUUGGCAUGGAGUGUGUCGUCUACAUGGGCGCCGAGGAUGUGCGUCGUCAGUCGCUCAACGCCUUCCGCAUGAAGAUGCUCGGCGCCAAGGUGGUGGCUGUCGAGAGCGGAAGCAAGACGCUCAAGGAUGCCAUCAACGAGGCCAACCGCGACUGGGUGACCAACCUGCACAACACGCACUACAUUGUCGGUUCGGCCAUUGGUCCGCAUCCGUUCCCCUCGAUCGUGCGCGACUUCCAGUCGAUCAUCGGCAGGGAGGUGAAGCAGCAGCUGCACGAGAAGAAGGGCAAGCUUCCCGACGCUGUCAUCGCGUGCGUUGGUGGUGGAUCCAACGCCAUCGGCAUUUUCCAUCCUUUCGUUCAGGAUAAGAACGUUCGUCUGAUUGGUGUCGAGGCUGGUGGAGAUGGUAUUGACACGGAGCGUCAUUCGGCUACGCUUAGUCGCGGUACGCCGGGUGUGCUGCACGGUGUGCGCACCUACUUGCUGCAGGACCAGUUUGGUCAGAUUACCGAGACGCACUCGAUCAGUGCUGGUCUCGACUACCCCGGUGUGGGUCCGGAGCAUUCGUUCCUCAAGGACUCGGGUCGUGCAGAGUACAUCGCUGCGACGGACGAGGAAGCUCUGCGUGGAUUUAAGCUCUGCACUGAGCUCGAGGGAAUCAUCCCCGCACUGGAGACUUCGCACGCGCUGUGGAGCGCUUUCCAUAUCGCUAAGACCAUGAAGCCCGAGGAGGAUAUUGUGGUUUCGCUCAGUGGUAGGGGCGAUAAGGAUGUAGAGCAGAUCGCUAACGCUAUCGCCCAUGGCGGAUGGGGCGAACGUCUCGGCUGGAACAUCGCUUAA